Molecule: messenger RNA, 653 nt
Organism: Coturnix japonica (Japanese quail)
Lineage: Eukaryota; Metazoa; Chordata; Aves; Galliformes; Phasianidae
Source: RefSeq, a predicted model, not a curated record
UCUAGGGAAACGGAAGAUCCACUACCAGUUUGAGGAUGGGAAGGAGAUGGCUGAGGAGUACGACAUGAAGACCAGCCAGUUACUGAGUAGAAGGUGGCGAGAGAAGAACACCCUCGGGGGCACUGGCAAAUGGCAGGUUGAAGUGGGAGACCCAACUUUGCCUCUCCUGGGGCCACUAGAAACAGAGCUCAUAAAGGAAAGCAGCUCUAAUCCUGUCUUCAUGAGGAAGGACACCCUGACCAGCUUCCAGUGGCGGAUCCGUAACCUGCCCUACCCCAAGGAGGUCUACAGUGUCACUGUGGAGAAGGAGCAGCGCUGCUGUGUUAUCCGGACCACAAACAAGAAGUACUACAAGAAGUUCACUAUUCCUGACCUGGACCGAUACCGGCUCCCCCUAGAUGCAGCUGCCCUGAGCUUCACCCAUACCAACAACACCCUGAUCAUCACGUACCAGAAGCCAAAGGAGAUCCUGGCUGCGGAAAAGGAGUUGCAGAAGGAGCUGAAGAAGAUUAAGGCAGCAAACAGUGGGGAUGGUGACUGCAAGACCCAAUAGGCAGUGGCUGCUAAGAGGCUGAGGUAAUGGGGACAGCUUUCUACCACAGCUUCAUGGUAUUUAUUUUGCCUUUUCUAAUAAAAAUUUGUCGUGUUGUUAA